AUAUAUGUGCGUGUGUAUGUGUGUAUAUAUAUAUGUGUGUGUAUAUACGUGUGUGUGUGUGACACAACAGGCAGAACAACUGGAAUGUGAGGUCACGGAUUAUAAAUGAGCUCUGACUAAACCCCAAGGCGGAAAACACAGAGUGAAUGUUUCUUUCCUCCAUAGAGUGAGUGGGAAUUACACUGAGGAGCAGGAAACAGCUGGACGUGGAAUCUCACGGGAGGAGAGACAAUGAACGUGGAUCAGUUCCGAGUCCCUAAACUCUCCCCGGAUCAACAAGAGAUAUUUAGGAAAUGUUUCAGCCGGGAUUUAGAGAAUCUGAAGUCCAAUGAGGGACUGGGGGCUCCAUUCUGGGAUCUGUUCAUUAACCUGUGCCAAGCGCCGGCGCUUUCCAUCCUGACGCAAGAGGAGGCUCAGACUUUACUACAGCUGGCCCCGCCCUCUCAGCAGCGUGACGCCGUCCUGAAAUCCGUUGCAGACAAAGGACCAAGCGCAAUAUUUAUCUUUUAUCUUUUCCUAAAUUUGAACAAUGAGGAGAGCUAUGAAGAACUGCCAAGCUCCAAGGAUAAUGAUGAGAAGUUGGGAAUUUUAUCGAUCGCCCGUGACAACUUCCUGUUUGUGUUGCGCAAAAAAGUCAUGGAAUUGGCCCAGAAAUCAAGAUCGGAAGGUGGAGUGAGACCCAAUUCUGCCAUUGCCACAGUGAGGCCGAUGCCGGUGCCUAAUAAAGAGGCAACAGAGGGCGAAGCACCGGAAGAUCCAGAUACCAAAGAUGACAUCAUGAAAAAAGAAAAGGAGAGACGCCCGGUAACAGAGAGAAGCAGAGAGAAAGACAAGAAGAAGAAGGAAACAGAGAAGCACCCCGUGGCUGAUACUGUUGAUGGACCUCGAAACAAGAGUAGAAGAUACUGGGGAAUUAGAAAGGAUGAUGAGUUUUUUCAUUUUAUUAUCAUUUGCUUUGCGGUUGGCUCCUCACUGAUCUCUUCCUACAAUUAUUCAGAUUGGACUGUGUCGGUUGGGAUCGGGCUACUUGCCUUUGCUUCUCUAGAAACCAUUGGCAUUUAUUUUGGUUUAGUUUACAGAAUAAGGACAGUUAUUGAAGCUUUUCUACCACUUCUCAGGAAGUCUCCUCUGGCCGGUUUGCAGAAGGAGCGGUAGAACUGUAUCAAGCUAUGGAAAUCUUCUCCUCUCUACUUUUAUCUUUUGAUCAUGAACUGAAAUACGUUGAAAUGGACAAUCAAACCAAUUGCAUAUUCCUGUGUCACACUGAGCUGACUGGAGGGUGCCAGCAAUAUGUAUCUGUGGCUGGAGGCUGCAUUAUAUGGCACAUCCAACGCUGAUCCUCACAUCAUGUCCCAGCAUGCACUUAGAUACAGCAACUAGAAUAUACAGAAUGGCAUUCUGGACCACUUGUAACGUUGAGCUGAACCUCCUUUAGGAACCCCUAAUCAGAGCUUGGGGACCCCAUGAAGUCAUUUCUAUGUAAUUGUAAGCUUUACUUUAAAAGGCAUCAAAGGGUUAAUGUGUGAAAAGUUGUAAAACCCCACAGUUGUAAUGUUUUCCAUCUCUGGCCAUACAAUAAAAGUCUUGGAUCAGUAA
Xenopus laevis (African clawed frog) is the source of this 1596-nucleotide messenger RNA. RefSeq lists its product as uncharacterized. NCBI's taxonomy places the organism in Eukaryota, Metazoa, Chordata, Amphibia, Anura, Pipidae. The record is from RefSeq and is a predicted model, not a curated record. Bases 232 to 1155 code for a protein of 307 amino acids. The transcript is spliced from 13 exons.